Messenger RNA from Moneuplotes crassus, 406 nucleotides. The record is from the annotation of a GenBank genome assembly. NCBI's taxonomy places the organism in Eukaryota, Ciliophora, Spirotrichea, Euplotida, Euplotidae.
AUGGCAUCUCAAGAAAUUGAGGGGACUUUGUCAGGUCUUCUAUCAGAACCAGGAGUUGAAGGUUACAUUGUUAUAAACUACGACGGUAUUCCAGUAAGAUCAUUUCCUGAGAACAACGAACUAUCAGUCCAAUACGCUGCUCUGAUAGCCGAUUUGGUUGCUAAGACUAAGGCUACCUUGAAGCAGCUGGAUCCCUCAGACUCUGAAUUUACCUACCUCAGAAUGCGUACAAAGAAUGAGAAGGAAGUGAUAGUAACUAACCAAAUAAUAAAUGGAUGCGAGUAUAUCUUAAUCACACUUCACUCAUGAAAAUUCUCAAAGGAUGAAGAGGAGAAGAAAGAAGAUGGGGAUGGAGAAGAUGAUGUGUAAGACCCACUUUUGCUAAAUUUAUUUCAAUUUUAAAUAA